This is a messenger RNA of Colletotrichum scovillei, 2168 nucleotides long. RefSeq lists its product as uncharacterized. Bases 535 to 2070 code for a protein of 511 amino acids. Gene Ontology annotation, biological process: carbohydrate metabolic process. The record is from RefSeq and is a predicted model, not a curated record. The transcript has 4 exons. Lineage: Eukaryota; Fungi; Ascomycota; Sordariomycetes; Glomerellales; Glomerellaceae.
AUUCCCACUGCCUUGUUGAAGCUCGCUGGCGCAUUCAAAACGCAACUCGUGGCCUGAGCUUCGUCGACAGUCUGGGCUGCCCGAUGCUAAAACGUCGUGGGAGCCCGUGGACUCUCUUCCACAGACUUGCGCGUUGGUUUUCUUCAACCUCCCCACCUCACCCGGAAUAUCUUCUUCGUCCUGGUCUUUUUCCCGUUCACGUCCCCCACUUUGACGUACUGGCAGACUUGCGGUGGGCACACUAAUCAGCAAAACGACAUCAUUUCCUCCUGCAAUACGACAACGUUCUCUUAUUAGUCUCCAUAUACAACGUUUCCUCCCCCGCAUCUUGAUCACCUCCCCCGCUCAUCAUCCAAGGUCACGCGAACUGUAGUUCAUCCUUGGAUCAGAGGAACAUGAGGACCUGGACAGGCACUUGACCAACCCCUCUUCGGCUCUUCUUAUAAUGAUGCCCUGCCCGUCGAGGGCCAGGCAUCGCGACGUCCGGCGGUCGUGACCGCAACAUCGUUGGAAAAACACCUUUCCAUAGUCAUCAUGGCCCUCUUAUACGGCCUCGCCUUCGCCGGCCUGGCGGCAGCUAAUCUCAGACCCAACUGUCCUCACUUCACCGACUACGCGGCAACGCUUCACGAACCCUUCUCAGAAGGCGUCCAUAAGCUAGCCUACCAGCGUCCGCCGCCAGAAUGCCGCACGGCCAGUUAUCCCGAGGUCGAGAAGACCAUCACCGAGAUGAAGGCUCUCGUCAAAGAUCCGGACCUCUAUCGUCUUUUUGAGAACACGUUCCCGAAUACUCUUGACACUACCGUCGCUUGGACCGGUGCUGCCGAAGACAAUGCAGACGAGGAGCUCAGCUUCAUCAUCACCGGCGACAUCAACGCCGAGUGGCUCCGGGACAGCAGUAACCAGUUGCAGAGCUACCGCUCUCUACUUACACGCAACUCCUCGGCCGGUUCCCUCGCUGCUCUAUACCGCGGCGCAAUUAACCUCCAAGCUCGCUACGUCCGCUUCGCGCCUCACUGCAAUGCUUUCCAACCACCAGCGGAAUCCGAAAUAGCCCCCACAGACAACGAGGCCGGCGGCGCGUCAGAUCACAUCUACCCCCAGUACCCGACCUACUCCUUCUUCGAGUGCAAAUACGAGCUAGACUCCCUCGCCGCCUUCCUCCAGCUCUCCCACGACUACCACGCCGCCACGGCAGACAAGGACUUCUUCGCCCGCUUCAACUGGUCCAAAGCCGUCGCCGUCCUCCUCAACACCACAGACGCCCUCCGCACGGGAACCUACGCCGCAGACGGCACCCUCAACCCCUCCCCGGCACUCUUUGAGCGCCGCGCCGUCUCCGCCUCCGAGACCCUCUCCAACAGCGGCAACGGCGCCCCGACCCAGGCCGGCACGGGAAUGGUCCGCAGCUUCUUCCGCCCCAGCGACGACAGCUGCAUCUACCAGCUCUUCGUCCCGGCCAACAUGAUGUUCGCGCGGUACCUCAACUCGUGCGCCGAGAUCAUGGACGGCAUCGACGCCAGCCUCGCCGAGCGCAUGAGGGAGUCGGCUAAAGUCGUCCGCGAGGGCAUCGAGGCGCACGGGAAGACGACGCACCCGAAAUUUGGCGAGAUUUACUCGUACGAAGUAGACGGCUUCGGUAGCCACAACAUCAUGGACGACGCCAACAUCCCCUCCCUCCUCUCGGCCCCUCACUACGGCUACCUCUCCGCCUCGGACUCAAUCUACCAAAACACCCGCCGCUUCGUCCUCUCCACCUCGAAUCCCUACCAGAUGCGCGGCCCCGUCCUCAACGCCACCGGCGGCCCCCACAUCGGCCCGGGAAACGCCUGGCCCAUGGCCCUCAUCGCCCAGCUCAUGACCUCGGACGACGACGACGAGAUCGCCGGCGGUCUGCGCCAGCUCGUCGCCUCCACCGAUCGUCUAGGCCUCAUCCACGAGUCUGUGAAUAGUCACGACGCUUCUAAGUGGACUAGAUCAUGGUUCGCAUGGGCGAAUGGUCUCUUUGGACAGAUGAUGCUGGAUCUGAGAGAGAGAAAGCCGCAUCUUCUUGAGAGAAGUUAUCAGUAGAGCAGUCGAAAUGUUGCUACAUAUGUCACAUAGUACUCAUGAUGUCCUAUACAUAUCGUUUGGCGGAAUGACCGCUGGCAAUGUUGCCCCUACAGAGC